Messenger RNA from Saitoella complicata NRRL Y-17804, 1283 nucleotides. RefSeq lists its product as uncharacterized. The record is from RefSeq and is a predicted model, not a curated record. The transcript has a single exon. NCBI's taxonomy places the organism in Eukaryota, Fungi, Ascomycota, Saitoellomycetes, Saitoellales, Saitoellaceae. Bases 13 to 1146 code for a protein of 377 amino acids.
CUCCAAGUAAACAUGUCAACUAAGGCCUCGUCUCAAAUGUCGUCUGAACAAACAAGUGCAUCUCCUCAUCGCCGCCGUACUCCCUUCUCAUGGCUCUCCAAGCGUCUCCGUUCCUCAGCAUCACGGUCAAGGCUUCCCACCGUCCAACCAAACACCGCUCCACCCAGCGCCAAGACAACCGUAGAAGAUGCGCAUACACCCGCGACAUCGACCUCGCCACACCCUGAAAGCGAAAGUGCAGGCCAGAGUGCUUACGAGUUGGACCCGUACCAAAAUUCAUCCGUGUCUUCGCUGUUGCCGACUGAGGAGAUUGGUGAUGCGGAAACGUACUUGUCGUCGUACAUCUCACCACCAUUGUCGCUGGCGACGACGAAUACUACGGCACCUACGGAUGGAUUGAGCAUCAUGACGCUGGCGUCGUCGUCUCGUCGACUUUCACGAGCAACUGGAAUGGAGGAUGCAAGUGUUCGCGCAAUUGCUCCCAGCUCAAUCUACCCACGUCAUGGAGAUGAUUCAGAAUACGACACAGACAGACGAGGAAGUCUUGGAACGAGUUAUGCGGGACCAGCGAGGAGGGAGAGCGUACAGACUACCUCCCGGCUCACGGUUGAUACGAACUACGACCGUCGAGGGAGCACGCAGAGUAUCCCGCCGUUGUCGCCGGUCGCAACGGAUAGUGAGUCAGUGCAUGCAGUGAGUUUCAGGGACGAUGCGAGCAUGCGCGCUCUGCCGCCCAGAAGUAUCAUCAACGUCAAUAUCUCCUACAACCCAUUCAAUGCGGAAUCUGACCGUGCUUCUAUCUCAUCUUCUGUCCGCGCUAUCGCUCCUGGCUCUAUCCUUCUCAAUGACGAUGCAUCUCUGAAAAAAACGACUGACACGCCUGAUGACAGGAGUGCGAGGGGCAGUGUGGGGAGUCUAGCUAUGUGGAAAAGGUACGCUUCACAACGGGGUGGAGGAGGAGGCGAUGGAGUCAGUGUGGUGAGUGUGGACGAGGAUGCGAGUGUGCGCGCUCUGGCACCGAGAAGCCGGGGUGGGAGCUUGGUGAACUUUGGGGGAAGGGAAGGGGAUGUUGAGGAAGUGAGUGAUGAGGGAAGCGAAAAGGGAGAAAGUGAUGCCGGAGAUGAAGGUGAGGAUUCCAGGGGUUGAUCGUGGGCCCCUAUGGCAGCAAAGUCGGGGGUUCGGAGGAGGCAAUCUAGGAUACAUCUAGGCCGUCUUGGAACAACGUAUAGCCUAUCCACGCAUUUACGUUUAUCCGAGUGUUGACUAUCAGGAGGUCGUUGACC